Kockovaella imperatae is the source of this 654-nucleotide messenger RNA. RefSeq lists its product as hypothetical. The coding region runs from base 1 to 654 and encodes 217 amino acids. The record is from RefSeq and is a predicted model, not a curated record. Lineage: Eukaryota; Fungi; Basidiomycota; Tremellomycetes; Tremellales; Cuniculitremaceae. The transcript is spliced from 5 exons.
AUGAGUUACCUAGUGCUGCUGACCAGCUUGAUCCUCUUCUCGAUAGCCCGAGCCCAGCAAUCAGCCUCGUGGCCGCAAUGGGUGACAAACGACUACAACUGCGUGAUCAAAUGUAUGCAGCAGUAUUUCACGGAUACGCAGCCUCCCGCGACGUCUGACCAAUACAAUAAUGCCAUGGGGUGUGUCAAGUCGACCUGCGCACAAAAGACCGAGAACGCCAACAUCUACCAAGCACAAUACAUUAUCAAUAUGUAUAAUCAGAUCGGAUCCAUUUAUGAACCUGAAGAUUGGCAGAACGGCAACAUUCCUACCAACGGAACGGACUCAUUGACCGCUCCGACCGGAUGGGUUCAAACGACCGUGACGACCUCAAAGUCUCAUACCGAUGGGACUUGGGCAACUCAGACGGAUACAGUCUGGGCACCUCCCCCUCCCCCAGCUACCACGUCAAACCAGCCGGAGACGACAUCUGGCGCCGUUGCGGCCGAAGUCCUCACGGAAACCAAAUCUUCCCAAACGUCCACGAGUUCUGCAGCGUCUGCAGCCUCUGGCAGUACGUCUGGAGGAGCUGGACGAGGAGCAGAGCUGGCAAGAGGUCUCUUUGGCAUUGUACUUGCUGUACUUGGUGUCGUGGCCGGCGGUGUCCUAGUCUGA